AUGAGGUUUGGACGGGUUUUAUGUGUAGUUUUGGUAAUAUUAUGCGCGGCGUCUACGCAGGCCGACCAGGAGUCAAGAGUCGUGCGUACCACCUCAGGUUCUGUACGCGGCUACAAGGAAGAUGACGUUUACGUAUUCUACUCAAUCCCAUACGCGACAGCACCCACCGGCAGAGAUAAGUUCAAGGCUCCGAUACCAGCACCGAUGUGGCUGGAAACAUUCGAAGCUGUAGAUAAGCAUAUUGUGUGCCAUCAAUCAGUCGUAUUUUCGCUUCCUCCUACAAGUAUAUAUCAAGAGGACUGCCUUAUCGCAAACAUAUUUGUUCCUGACACAGAAGAGACAAAAUUACCAGUUGUGGUGUAUGUACACGGCGGAGCAUAUCAGGUGGGGUUCGGAAAUUUAUUGACACCAAAAUCCUUGGUUAACAGCAAAAAAGUAAUUGCUGUCACAUUUAAUUACCGACUUGGAGUGCACGGCUUUCUCUGUUUGGGUACAGAAGACGUACCUGGGAACGCCGGAAUGAAAGACCAAGUAGCGCUACUGCGCUGGGUCCAGAAAAACAUCGGUAAAUUUGGUGGUAACCCCAAUGACGUGACCAUCGCCGGAUACAGCGCCGGCUCCUCCGCAGUAGAUUUACUCAUGCUUUCGAAGUCCGCAAAAGGAUUAUUUAACAAAGUAAUCCCAGAAAGUGGUGCUAACAUCGCAGUAUGGUCGGUGCAAAUAGACCCUCUAAAUAUCGCCAAGGAAUUUGCAAUAAGUCAAAACUUCACAGACGUGGACAACAUUUACGCGCUUGAAGAAUUUUACAGAAGUGCACCGUUUGAGGUAUUAACAUCGGAUAAUUUUAUGUCUAGAAGUGAUUCCACCGUCAUGUUCUCUCCAUGUGUCGAACGCUAUAUAAGUACUAAGACUGAAAGAUUUCUUGAUGAUGCGCCUGUAAAUAUAUUGAAAAAUGGGAAAUAUAAUAAAGUCCCGAUAUUGUAUGGAUUUGCAAAUAUGGAGGGUAUUAACAGAGUGCAAAUGGGUUACGAUUUGUUUAAAGAUAAAAUGAAUUCCAAGUUCUCCGAUUUCAUGCCAGCUGAUUUAGAAUUCGAAAGUGAAGCUCAAAAACAAAAAGUAGCGAAACAAGUGAAGGAAUUCUACUUCGGCGACAAAGCUGUCGGUGACGAUACUAUAUUGGCGUACAUCGAUUUUUUUACUGAUGUUAUGUUUGCAUAUUCCACUUUAAGAGCCGUAAAGUAUCACGCCGAGGCGGGCCAUAAUCAAGUGUACGUGUAUGAAUACUCUUUUCCUGAUGACCAAAUAAUGCCCGAAACAAUAAAAGCAAAAGUUAGGGGUGCAGAUCACUGUGCACAGACAACAGCGGUUCUCGAUUCACCUCCUGAAGGUAGCGAAUGGGCGCCCCCAGAAAAUAAAAGUGAGGAGUAUAAACGAUUAAGGGCAAUCAUGAGAGAAUUAUGGCUCAACUUCAUUACGACAGGCAAGCCGGUGCCUUCUGAGAGCGCACUGCCAGCGUGGCCGCCAGCGAACGCCUCUGGCGCUCCCUACAUGUCACUUACAAUGCCGCCUCAGUUAGUCGAUGGUCCGCUGUUGGAGCGUCGCACGCGCUUUUGGGACGCCAUCUACGACAAGUACUACCGCACCCCAGUCCCUCCACCCACACCACCUCCAAAAAUGCACACAGAAUUGUGAUUCUGAUUAUACGCAAAGUUGUUUAAUACUAUCUAGUUUUACUUACCUACUUUGUGUAGUACGAGUAUAGCAUGAACAUUUUUGGUCACUAAUUAUUAAAAUAAAUUCAUUUUAAUGUGUUAUUAAAAUUUUAAUUAAAUUUACUCUCGAAAUUUUCAAAGGAAAUAAAUAAUCUAUGAAAUUAUAAAAUAUUUUGCACAAAUCAUAGUUCAUAACAUCAAAUAAUAGGCUACGCCGACGACAGAUCUUGAUGUAUGGAUGCGAAGCGUCAGUGUCCACUUUGACGUUGAAGUAGGAGAACAAGUUCUUAAUGGCGGAGAGGAAAACCUUUAGGAAGAUUCUGGGACCAACUAGGAAAGAAGGUGGAACCUGGCGAAUGAGGAAAAAUCUGGAGAUCAUAUCUGGGGCAAACGUCCUAGAUAUGGCUAGAUCGACCAAGUCCACAAAGACCUGUGUGAGUUUCGAAUAGCCGAUUGGCAAUAAGCGGCACAGAACAGAGAAGAGUGGCGCAUAUUAAGUUAAGAUUCACUUCGGGUCGUUCAGCCAGCCAAGUAAGUAAGUAUAGUUCAUGUGGAUAAAAUAUUACAAUUGAAUAAAUUUUAUGGAGAUUAUUUAAUUGUAACUGACUAAGUAUCAAUAAAUGUGAUUGUACUUACAUACGUAGAGCU
Hyposmocoma kahamanoa is the source of this 2360-nucleotide messenger RNA. Its product is annotated as esterase FE4-like. The record is from RefSeq and is a predicted model, not a curated record. The transcript has 3 exons. NCBI's taxonomy places the organism in Eukaryota, Metazoa, Arthropoda, Insecta, Lepidoptera, Cosmopterigidae. Bases 1 to 1692 code for a protein of 563 amino acids.